AUGAAUCUAGAGAAUGAGUUGAGAAACAUCACACUGGGGGACUCAACUAUUCAUGAGUACUUUGAGAAAAUCAAGAAGACAACAGAUUUACUGGAGGGACUUGGCGAAAAGAUGAAAUACCGCACUGUUGUUCUUCAUGCUCUAAACGGCCUCCCGACCAAAUAUGACACUGUUGCAGGUGUUAUUCGGUUCUCCAAACCCAUACCCACUCUCUCUGAGAUGAGAUCCAUGUUACUAGUUGAAGGAACGAGAAUCAAUAAUUCUCGUCUCACUGUUCAGUCUCACAAAAACCACAGCUCUGCUCCCUCACUUCUCCAAGCUGCCACUUCAUCUCCGUUGCCAACUCAUGGGGGUGGGGGCAGUUCAUACUGUGGGAAUUCCACCCUUCGUGUAGGAGGUCAUGACAACUAUCGCCGCCAUCAACAGGGUCCUCCCUUCUCUAUAGGUCCACCACCUCAGACCAACCAAUAUGGGUGGGUAUAUAUUCCAUCGCCCGCUUCUGAUCAUCACUCAUGGACAAUGUAUGGUCAAAACCAACACCCGUGGGCCAACUCCCACUCCUUUUUAUAG
Lactuca sativa (garden lettuce) is the source of this 570-nucleotide messenger RNA. RefSeq lists its product as uncharacterized. Lineage: Eukaryota; Viridiplantae; Streptophyta; Magnoliopsida; Asterales; Asteraceae. The record is from RefSeq and is a predicted model, not a curated record.